This is a messenger RNA of Xyrauchen texanus (razorback sucker), 2239 nucleotides long. RefSeq names its product hsc70-interacting protein-like. Lineage: Eukaryota; Metazoa; Chordata; Actinopteri; Cypriniformes; Catostomidae. The record is from RefSeq and is a predicted model, not a curated record. Bases 172 to 1257 code for a protein of 361 amino acids. Gene Ontology annotation, molecular function: protein dimerization activity; Hsp70 protein binding. The transcript has 13 exons.
GCAGAAUUUGCAGUAUCGCUUUCACGGACUCUCGCGUGAAGCAGCAGAGCGAGUUCAAUCUCGCGACCCCUCAAAUCACUUUUUGGGAAGCGCGUUUCAGAGACCAAGCUGUUUCAGCGUGCACGUGUGUUUUUCUCUGGGUGAGUUUUGAUCCAGCGCCUGUAGUGGAAUAUGGACCCGCGAAAAGUGACGGAGUUAAAGGCCUUCGUGCAGGCAUGCAAAGACAAUCCAGCUCUCUUGCAUCUUCCAGAGAUGAGCUUCUUUAAGACCUGGCUGCAGGGAAUGGGAGCCAAUGUACCGAUACCAACCAAGACUGGUGGUUCAUCAUGCAAGGGAAGCUGUCCAUGUGAUGGAGCUCCCAAAGCAGCAUCAAACCCUGAACCAAACCUUCCAUCUGAGAGUGAAGAAAGUGAAGUAGAAAUCGACAUGGAAGGUGUGAUUGAGCCUGACACAGAUGAUCCUCAGGAGAUGGGUGAUUACGAGAACCUGGAGAUUACUGAUGAGAUGAUUGACCAGGCCAAUGAGAAGAAGAUGGAGGCCAUUGAAAUGUUAGGAGAUGGUGACCUACAGAAAGCUCUCGACCUCUUCACAGAGGCCAUUAAACUCAACCCAAGACUGGCCAUUCUGUAUGCCAAAAGAGCCAGUGUGUAUGUGAAGAUGCAGAAACCCAAUGCUGCGAUCAGAGACUGUGAUAGAGCCAUUGAUAUCAACCCAGACUCAGCUCAGCCAUAUAAAUGGAGGGGGAAAGCACACAGGUUGCUUGGGCAUUGGGAGGAGUCAUCCCGAGACUUGGCGAUGGCCUGCAGACUAGACUACGAUGAUGAAGCCAGUGCCAUGCUGAAAGAAGUCCAACCUAAGGCCAACAAAAUCAUGGAGCACCGGCGCAAAUACGAACGCAAGCGUGAAGAACGUGAGCUCAAAGUGAGACAAGAAAGAGUGAAGAAAGCGAGGGAGGAGCAUGAGAGAGCGCAGAAGGAAGAGGAGACCAGACAACAGGCUGGAGGUGCACAUGGAGGCUUCCCAGGAUUCCCAGGAGGUGCUGGGUUCCCUGGUGGAGCUCCUCCAUUUGGAAUGCCUGGACUUAACGAGCUAUUUAACGACCCAGAGGUUCUCAUGUCUAUGCAGGAUCCUGAGGUGAUGGCAGCAUUCCAAGAUGUGGCGCAAAAUCCCGCCAACAUUGCCAAGUACCAGGGCAACCCCAAGAUCAUGGCCCUGAUCAACAAACUCGGCUCCAAGUUUGGCGGCCAGCAGCCUUAAUGGGCAGAACGAGUUAAUGUGAAUGGGGAGAGAGUGUCAAGUUCCAAUAUUCUGAUGUAGCUUUUUCUGAUUUCUACAAGCAUUUGAAGUAGAAUACUGUUUUACCAGAGUCGUAACUUCUAUAAUGACAUGCAGAUAUAGGAGAAGAAACUAUGAAAGAUUAUUGGAACAGGUAUUCUGUCAUCAUUUACACACCCUCAUAUUUUUCAGGUUUUUCUGGCAGUAGCCUAUGCUAGUCUCAGUCACCAUGCAUUUUCAUUGGAUGGAAAAGAGAUGCAAUGAAAGCGAACAGUGACUGAGGCUAACAUUAUGCCUUACAUAUUUUCAUGUUCCACAGAAGAAAGUCAUCCGGGUUUGGUAAAUGAUGACAGAAUUUUUAUUGUUGGGUGCGCUAUCCCUUUAAGACUACGAUCUUAAUCUCCUCUUCAGAUAAUUUGGGGACAUUUGAAUCUUAUAGCACAGAUGUUCUCAGUUCUGGAUUUGAGAAGCACAUCUCUAGCUGCGCAGACAAACUGCAAUGAACAAAAGUGCAGCCAACCAUUUCAGGAGAUUUAGUAUAAUUCUAAUAAUCACUUUCAUCCAUUCAGUAAUUAUAACUGCUUAUGCUUAUGCUUAUGGUUUUGGUCAAGGUUUUUACCAAAUCAUUCUUCUUGAUUCGAUCCACUUAAACAUCAAACAUUGUGCACUUCAAGAUUGAUUUAGUCGAGUGGGAAGUUCAAUGUGGCUUCAUUCUUCUCUAGAUCAAGAUGGCAUCUUGGCUAUAUUAUCACACGUGAUUAUCAUUUCUUGUCCAAAGCAAGCUGUCAAUCGCUUGAUUUCAUAGAUGUUCCUUUUAAAGGUUUAUGGUUAAUUGUUUUUACAUUAUGCUUCUUUUUUUUGAAAAUCCAAUGAUAAAACGCACUCUUUCAUUUUGUGAAAACAUUUGCAUCUAAUAUUGAAUUUCAUGAUGAUUUUACUCAAUAAACAUUUUGGUUGUUGCACA